AUGGAGAACCGAAUAACCAGCCAGUUUACCACGCCGUUGGCAUCGGCUUAUGAUAACGAUGACACCACCCAACCCACAGUCGAGGAUCUCAUCAUCAUUGAAGAUGAAGAAGCCUUUUUAGAAUUGGGAAGCUCUUUGAAUCAGUAUGAGAACUCCAGUAACUCUGAGUUGGUCAACGAUUUUAGAUCAUACCUUAAUCAGAUACUCUACAAUUAUUACGACAACCCUAAUAGAAACAGAGGCUACACUAGCGGCAGCAGUCUUCGGUCAUCGAUUAGCCAAACUCAACAAAUUAUCGAUUUGAAUUUCGGAGUGUAUAAAAGUUUCGGGGACGCCAGCUCGUCGAUGAUAGCCUCAUCGUCAUCAUCGUUUCCUCGGCCAUUGGGGAACGAUGACCAACUUUUGCGCCAGCAGCUGAACGGCCGUAGCAGGCACUCUGUUAUCACCAGAAAUCUGUUAGAGCAUAUUCUUAGGGAAGAGUCAUGUUUGCUUAAAGAUGCCUCUAAUAUCAUCGAUGGUGGUAAAUCUAGUACCAAUAAUGACCCAGAUUUCAUUAUUGACCACCAAGGUAUCUUCUGGAGGAAUCAAGCCCAAAGAGAGAUGAUGUUUCAGUCUAGGCAGUUGGAUUUGAAGAAUUUUUUCAAUAUCCAAGAUUCUUGCCAAAAGUCUAAACAGAAUAUAAAUACCUCACUAACGUAUUACACUUCUCCAUCAGCGAUCUCCUAUACCAAUGCAAGUUCCACCAUUCCAAGUUCGUCUGCAUUUUUCCUGUUCAAGAAUUUUUUCAAGAAUGCCAAACCAUAUUUAGUUCAUUUCCAACUACGAAACCUCGUAGCUUCAGGAUGUGAUAAUUCUGUUAUUGUCAGCGACUACAAUGCGGUGCUGCAAUUGGACCAGUACUUGCACGGCAAUACACUAAAAGGCACCACAAGGGGCUUUGAAAUCAAACAAUUAAGUCCUCAAACGGGGUCUGUUGAUGUUUUGAUCGAUCAAAGUAAAUUGAAGAAUUCAUUCAAUCAGCAUAUCAAAAUAUCCACAUUAUCAGCCAAUCAGGAUUUAGUGGCUGCGGGGUCAUACACUGGUGAUUAUCUUUUGUACAAUAAUCAAACAAAGGACAUUUACCAGGACAUUUUGACGACCAACGCCAAUGGUAUUAUAAAUGUUGUUCAGCUUGUUCCAUCAACAUCACCUAAAAGUAUAACUUCCAGCGUGUUGUUCGCUACCAAUGAUUCUUACUUACGUAAUUUCAAUUUAGAAAAACAAGUGCUUUCCAAUUAUCGUUUCCCAUUCCCGAUCAAUUCAUUAUCCCUCAACCCAUCGAACCCUGAUUUGAAGCUCAUUGUCGGGGAUUGUUUGGAAUCUUUCAUCAUUGAUGGUAGAGUGUCCCACAAGCAACCAAUAUUGAAAUUUAGCAAUCAUCAUGAUUAUAGUUUUUCUUGUGAUUGGAGUAAAUUCAAUGAGAACCUAGUGGUGACCGGUAAUCAAGACGGCACAGUUGUUCUCAAUGAUUUACGGAAAAUCAUUGUGAGACCUCAAGAUGCCGAUUGUGGUGUAUCAUCUGGAACCCGUACUGACCAGCCGUUUACCGCUAAUGAGUUACUCGACGCUAAUCAGAAGAAAUGUUACAUUGGAGAAUGGGAAGAUGCUGCCUGUUUUUCGACAUUUUCCAGUGAUCUAACCAAUAACAAUAACAGUGUACGAAACGUGAGGUUCAGUAACAGCAGAAACUUUUUAUUCUUUGGGGAAACCGUGGAUAAUGUCAACGUUAUUAACUUGGACGAUUUGACAUCCUUUGGUGAGCCGAUAUCCGGAGCCCCAACAAUGUCUAAUUAUACUUAUGAUGCUUAUUGUUUUGAUGAUUAUGGCAGCGGUAGUUUUAGUGAAAGUUCUUCGGCUCAUAUUCCACGGUCCUAUUCGAAUUCCAAUAAUUCAUCUUCAAGAUCCAAAUACACGGUAUCGGGCCAGUGUAUUCAAACAUUUGGCAAAAUAUCGGGCUUAUGUGUGAACGAUUGCGAAGAUGGUAAUGGUGAGGUGUUGACAAUAGGUAUAAGCGAUGAAUCGGUAGGUGGAAUCUUGCAAUAUGAGUACGAAAGUGGGUCCAAGUGUUUAGAUUUUGAUUUCUUCUAG
Molecule: messenger RNA, 2127 nt
Organism: Saccharomycopsis crataegensis
Lineage: Eukaryota; Fungi; Ascomycota; Saccharomycetes; Ascoideales; Saccharomycopsidaceae
Exons: 3
Coding region: 1-2127 (708 amino acids)
Molecular function (GO): protein binding
Source: RefSeq, a predicted model, not a curated record